This is a messenger RNA of Cryptotermes secundus, 3287 nucleotides long. It is a transcript of the gene aop, whose product is annotated as ets DNA-binding protein pokkuri. Lineage: Eukaryota; Metazoa; Arthropoda; Insecta; Blattodea; Kalotermitidae. Gene Ontology annotation, cellular component: nucleus. Bases 769 to 2385 code for a protein of 538 amino acids. Gene Ontology annotation, molecular function: sequence-specific DNA binding; DNA-binding transcription factor activity, RNA polymerase II-specific. The transcript has 8 exons. The record is from RefSeq and is a predicted model, not a curated record. Gene Ontology annotation, biological process: regulation of transcription by RNA polymerase II; cell differentiation.
UGAACUAUCGGUAACUUUGUGCAGUCUCAGCUGUUUGUGUUAUCACACAACAGUUUCUCGGCACAUUCGCACCGAAAGUUCGGUAGAUGCGAGGUGCAGGAAGGGGUACAUUGAGGUUUUGUGGUGGUGUACGAGUGCAUGUGUGUUCGUGUGAAUGUGUUGCAAGACGACUCUCGCUUGUUUCACUUUUAUUUCUGCUGUUUCGACAGUUUUGCACACGCUGUUUUGUCUGUCGCUAUGGUGACUGCAUGCCAUUAUUACGCGGGUAGUGAUACUGAGGGCUAAGGUGAGGAGUCGUGUCAGAUAUCCUUGCAUGACAUACGAGAAUACUGAAGUGUGGUGAGUCAUGAAUUAUUGAAUAGCAAGCAUUGCCUGCUGUUGGAUUUUCUAUUUCGCCGAACUUGUUACUGUUUAAUCUACGACAGUGUUAUUUGUGCAUACAGUGUGUUAACCAAUGAAGUGGUUGGUGAUACUGGAGAACAAACCCUUGAAAAUAAACUUUUGUAUACUGCUUGAAACUUUAUACGUGAUUUUUACCUGGUGACUGGUGGCGAUAUUUACGCAUUUAAACGUAAAAAUACUCCAGGGAUAAUUUCUUGUGUCCGAGAAGAGCACGGCUGAAUUGGAUAAACCGUUCUCCUGAAGAGGGCAGAAGACACUUCCUUCGCUUCGGACUGUAGUCCACGUACUCAAGUAGCUGUAAGAUUUCUUCAUCGUGAGUGGUCGGGGAUUCCUGAAGUACGGCAGAAACGGCGAGCACGUCGUGGUAUGAAACUGUUGCCUCUCUCCCUCCCCCCCGUCGCGGCGAUGGAUCGCCUGCCGCUGUCGUUGCCCUUCAGUCCCACGGACCUGCUUUGGAGAUAUCCCCUGGGGUUCCCUGCAGCCCCCAGUCAACCACCUCCAAUGUCUCCGCUUCUAGACUUCAAGACACACCUUCCAACUAGUCUAGCAUCUGAUCCCAGAGUCUGGUCACGUGAAGAUGUGGCCACAUUUCUUAGGUGGUGUGAAAGAGAGUUCGAUUUGCCCCAUUUUGACAUGGAGAUGUUCCAGAUGAACGGUAAGGCGAUGUGUCUCCUCACAAAGAGUGACCUAGCUGAGCGUUCUCCGGGCUCUGGUGACGUUCUGCACAAUGUGCUACAGCUGCUGAUGAGAGAUGCACAGACAUUGCAGCGCUGUCUACCAAGCAGUCCUGUGACACCUACCUCACGCCACCAUUAUCCACUCUCACCCCACCACAUAACAGGAACAUCACAUCCCUCCACCCCCACCUGGAACAACUUGCUGACAUCAACAGCUGUGACAGCAUCAGAUUUCCAGACACCAAGCCUCGCCCACCUUGUUCAUCAAGGCAAUUCCGUCACUCUCAGUCCGGCACCUUCUGUUGAUAGCCAAUCAGGGAGCCCACAGCAUGCAGAUCAUAAUGCAACAUCUUCAUAUCAUGGAGGUAGCAAUGGAAGCAAUCAGUCAUCUGAUUCAGAUGAGGACAGCUACCAGGAUAGCAACAGUGGUAGCUUGCCUAAUGGUGGAGGAGGGACUCAUCAUAGGUUAGCUGCAAGUGGUGGCAGCAGCAGUAACAGCCCUCCAUCAACACCUGGUAUUAAUGUUGCUGUACCAUCACUCCCCCAGCAGCCACAUUCACCAGCCAAGGAGCAAACCAGCCCUGGUGCAAACUUUAGCACAAAUGGAAAUGGCUUUAGGGCUGUUACAGGAAGGGAAUUCUUCCCCACAGAUACACCAGAACCGAACACAAACGGAAGAUUACUUUGGGACUUCCUGCAACAGCUGCUGAAUGACCCCACUCAGCGUUACACCAACUACAUAGCAUGGAAGAAUCAUGAUACCGGGGUGUUCAAAAUUGUAGAUCCAGCUGGGCUUGCCAAAUUGUGGGGCAUCCAGAAGAAUCAUCUUUCGAUGAACUAUGAUAAAAUGUCAAGGGCUCUCCGUUAUUACUACAGGGUCAAUAUCCUACGCAAAGUGCAAGGAGAAAGGCACUGUUAUCAGUUCCUUCGCAACCCAAGUGAACUGAAGAGUAUAAAGAACAUGUCACUUUUACGUCAGCAGAUGAGUCCUACUAGACCAACCCCCUCCUUGCAACAGCAUCAACAGGCACAGCAGCAGCAUCAGGUGUCGCCCCCUGUGGCAGUCAGCAUCAAGGUUGAACCUGACAUGGAGGACGGUGAUUCUCCCAUAGAUGAAGACCUGCUGCCAACAGAUCUCAGCAUGGAGCACCCAACAGACCUGAGCCCCAGUCGUCACACUGCGGCUGAACUUCGGGCCAUGCACUGCCAGACUGAGGUGAACAUUUCUGCUAGCAGAGACUCAAACACGCAAUACAACGGUGUCAAGAUCAAAACAGAUUCUGAGAGUACAGAUGAAAACAAGUGAUUUUCCACACAUUUCCACUGUUCUUGUGGAAGUAAUCAGGGACGCUUCAGUGAAAUAAAAUCUGAAUGUGAACAUAAUCCAGGAUAUGAUAGGUGGGUGUUCUGUAACACUAAUUAUGCUAUGUAAUAUAUUAAGAAGGAAGGUCUAUACUGAAAUGCUUUGAUGGAUGACCUUGCUAUUUAUGUAUAUAGAACAGAAGAAAUUGCCACGUUGAAACAUGAAUAUUUAUGCAUCUGAUUACAAUAUAAUGGUUUUGGUGUGAAACCUGUCUGUGUGCCAGAACGUGUGAAUUCGGAGUAAGCAGUGUUGUUUGAUUAGUGAUAAGAACUGUCACCUGCCAGGAGUAUCAUUUAACUUCCUCAGGAAAUAACUUCUGAAAAAAAAAAAGAUGUUAUUUGAUAGGCAUCUGUUUCAGAAGGUCUGUCACAGACUUCUCAAAUUAGACAAUAUUAAUCCAGUAGGCUUUGAAUGAAAGUGUGUAUGAGAUAUCUGGAAAUACGAUGUGACAAGGAACAGAAAUCAUGUGCACACCUCUACUGCACCAAACAUGGAGUAUAGUGCAUACCCCACAUCAUGUGGCUGCAGUCUUUCUAGAUCCUGUUUAUGUUUCAGUGAAUGUAUCGUUUGUUAGCAAUACUCUUACUGUUACAAGGAAGGUUGCAUUGUUAGAAUGACAUACAGAAAACAGUGCCAAGAUUAUUAAUAUAGGACCCCAAGGGAUGGAUGAAUUACAGUUAUAUUGAAAGUCGGUGGGUAGGAUUGUGAAAUACUUGCUCUUUUAUCAACACAUUUCUGUUUUAGUACUGCUUGAAAUAACUUUCCUGUUCUGUUGUCACAUAAAAUACAUCUGUCUGUAUCGAUGACAAUGAUUCAUACAGCUUAUGGCAUGAAGUGACAAGACG